AUGGAGGAUGUAGAGAUGUAUUCUGACCAUUUGCUUUUUAACAAGCGUCAACCAGGACCGAUUGGCCAAUACACAGUGUAAGUUUAAUAGUUUGACCUGUUUCUCUAUACCAAAUUCUCUUAGAAGGUAAUUGAAUCGCCUGUAAAAAAAAUAUCCAAUACAAAAUAUUUUAAAAGAAACUUAUGUAAAUAUGGGAGUAAUUCUAGGGCCUUCAAUUCAGAAAAACGAAUUGAUCUCAAUGAACUGAAUAUGCACGACGUGUGUGUAAAGGUAAAUACUCACUUUAAUUUUCACAAAAGAGAUGGACACAAACUACCCAAAAAACUAUUCUUGCGCAAAAAUUAAACUCUGCAUCAAGCCAUUUUUUCGUUUCGAUUUGAAUUGUACAUUGGUAGUUGUAAGUGACUGAGUUUAAUUUUUUCAGAAAAUAUCGAGCAGAAACCCAUAGCGGUGCCGUUGGAAAUUUUUUGGUUCUGAUGUAUUGUAGACUUCCCAUUUUGAUUGUUUUGAAGGCUCUGAUCAAAUAUAAUAAGUAAAAAUUAGUCUUACUGGUUACGGAUGUUAUAUCUCGUCAACUAAGCAUGAGCAAAAGAUAAUUUUACAGUAUUCUAGGAAUGUUAUGUGCAUCAAGGUCUUUUACAGAGAAAGGAAAUGCUCAAUGUUCUCUUCUUCAUUUCUCCUGUCAAUAACAGCUUUUUUUUUUCUUUUUCAAACUGUAUGGUCACCUCAACAUAUUACCCUGUUGCUUCUUAUGCCUGGUUUAUUUUGACUUGAACCUUUAACCCCUAAGAGUGAGUAACAUUGAAUUUCUCCUCACAAUAUCAUCCCUGAAUCACACAUUUUGGCUAUGAGGAUAAAGGAAAUGAUCACCAACUCAAGAAGCCCUUGAUUUCUAAACAAAUUCUCCUUGUCAGCACCCUAUGAAAUGUAUAGAGCAUCGUAUGGAGAGUUUGCAUACUGAUGAUAGGGUGUAAAGGGUUAAAACUAUUCUGAAAUUUUGUUCAAUGAACUUGAUUAACAACAGCAAGUCCAAAAAGAGAACAACACACUAUGCAUUAACUGAAUAAGAAUAACAAUAAGUCAAUCAAGGUAGCAGGAUGUUUAAAUGGUACUUUUAGAUGUAUGAUGCACUGUACCUUUGUUAGCCAUAUCUAUUUUUAUCAUUAUCAUUAUCAAUAGAUCCUAUGAAAACCUUCCUGAAACCUUAUCUUCAUGCAUCUUGACUGCUUUCUUGUUAUUUUCUUGUGGGUAUUUGUUUCAUUUCAGUGUUUUGCGCAUACUUCCAAUUAAAAUUAAUCAGUCCACACCUUGAAAGUAAGGCUUGGGGGUGAAACUGGGUAUUCCCACACAAACCUAAGGUCUAUUAUUAUCAAUUACAGUUUUUGAGAUUGACUUUUAAAGUAGUUUUUUUUCACCUUGUUGUUUACAGGACUACACCAUAUGUAAUUGCACUGGUGGUUGCUAAAUUUCUUCAUACAUUUGGUUUAUUUGUGACAUAUGAGCAGCUGAAAGUCAUCCAUGUUGUUCAAUUCUUAUUUGUUGUUAGGCUUUGGUAAGUACCAGUAACUAUUUAAGGAUACCCUUGUAUUUUUUAUUAUUACAUCAGAUGUUAUUCUAAUGAAGUUGCUGGAUUUUUGUCUGUCCUGUUUUAGCACUACUGUUGUCCUUGUUAUAUUACAAAGACCUGUGUCAUCAGGAAAAAAAAUUUCUCCCAAUCAGGUACAGUUAUAUGCUAUUUCUUACUUUAUGACAGAAGAACAAUUUUUUUUCACUGAGAUUCAGUUUGAUGGGAUUUUGAUUGAAACUUCCCAGAGGUCAUUAAAAAAUACCAUAUUCUUUUCAGUGGUACAAGAUUGGUAAACAUGCUGUAGUAUCAACUAUAAUAGGUCUGAUAUGGCUUGAAGGACUCACCCUUUGUGGUGCUUUAAGGUGAGCAGUAAACCGCAUGAACUACUAUACACCCAUAGUUUUGAUUAACUCUUAACACCCAAAUGUCAACAGUAUGCAAUUAUUCUCUACACUGUUCUCUAAACUUUUCCCUAAGGCAAUGAUAAGUAGAAUUUGUUUGACAAUCAAGAAUUUGUCUUGUUAAUGACCAUUUCCAUUAUUCUUGAGACCUUGAUGUUUGAUUCAGGGGUGUUAUUAUUAGGAUAAUUAGAUCCUAGUUACUCGUAGGGGUCUGAGGGUUAAUGAAGGCUAUGAUCUACAUGUACAUACAUCAUUCUAAAUGCAGUUUUGUAUACAAGAGUAUGCAAGGUGCAUGUUCAGUUUAUAUAUUUUCUGCUGUUCUGCUUUCUUCUGAGAUUUUAACUAUGGGUAUGACUUGAAUUGAACAUCUUGAAGGUAGUUACUAAAUGUAAGCUCAUUGUGAUCUGGUUGUUUUGUACAGAACUGUUUUACUCUAUGAACAUAGUGAUGCUGUGGUAUUGGCAGCAUUAGGAGUUCUUUUUCAUUCUGGUGGUACUGGUCCAUCAAAGGUAAUUUCAAUAGAUCCUCUCUUUUUUUGUUGGACACAUAUCCUCUGAUGAUAUUGACUGUGUGUUUUAAUGACUGGUUUUAAUAUCUUGAAGAAACUUGUGUAUAUAAAAUGCUCUUCUUUGGAAGAACAGUAAUAUCUUAAAGAAUUCCUUGAAUCAAGAGAUGUCAGAUUUUUAUUGAUUCUAAAGAAUUUGCAAAGGAAUAAAUGGAUGAACAAUCCAAUGAAUGAACCAUUAGAUCAGCAGAACUGCUGAUGGCCAGACAGAUGGUUACACAAAUAAUGAAAGAAAAAAUCAUUUGGAAAACUUCCAUGGGGACUUUUUUAACUUGUUAUUUUAUUUGAUUGUUUUUCAGGUCAGAGGAUCAUUACUGUUUUUAUUAGGAAUUUUGUGUCUUCUAUUGUUUGAUAAUGAUUCUCCAAGUUUGAGCCAUCGUAUCUUUUUAUGUAGAAAACUCUACUUUUAAAUAAUGAUGUUUAUCUUUAAUGUUGACUCAUGGAACCUUGCUCUACGAGUCAAUAUUUUGAUGGGUUGACAUGAGUUGGUCCUGAAAAAGCAGUUAUUCCCCAUCACUUACAUGGCUAUGUUACCAAAAAAAUUGCCAGAAGAAGUCUUUUAGAUUGGUUAGCCAAUCAAAAUACAAAAUUGUUGAAACAAUAAUUAAUGUCACAGAUUUGCACCUUUUAGAUAACUUUCUCACAAACAAUAAACAUUUUCAGGGGAUGUGAAUUAAAAAAAAAAGUAGAAUCGAGAGAACAAGUUGUCUUUUCAAGGUGAAUGUGAGUUUCUUUUUUGACUCAAAGAAGCUGGGUAAAAGUUCUUCUUAGUAGGAUAUUUUUGUAGUUGUCCUCCACAAGCCCUUUUGUGUGAAAUUUAUAAUUGUAUCUUGGAGUAUUUAGGUUCAAACAUAACUUCAAAAUUUUCAAGACUUAGAGGUAAUAUGAUAAAGCACUUACUGACUGAGUUUGGUUUGGUUGGAUGGGAAACUAUUUGGCUUGAGUUUAUAACAUCCAAACCUGCAACAAAGUUGGUGUCUGCAGUAAUUUAUACCUUUUGGACUGAAAUCUGAACUGAAGGUUACUGUUCAGAUACUGUUAAUUUUUUUAUCAGAGUUGGUGUACUUUAACAGUAAGAAGCUAUAUCUUUAAAACUAAGAAUAUCCAGGAGUGGUGUUUUCUUAACUUGUGAUCAGCGGAGGGUCAUCACAAAAGCCAGUGGAUUCAUUGGUACUAUCAAGUCUUGUCUUGGCUAGGUUUACCAGAUCACAAGGUAAUGAAGAGUAUGGAUUGGAAGAAGCUCUUAAACAAAUUAAAUGGUUGUGUUUCACUUUUGAAACUAUGAGGGUGUUAAACACAUAAUUAUGUAUUUGUUGCUCUGGACCAGUUUGUUCAAAGCUGGGUUAAUGUAAACUAGGGUUAGUGUAAAAUCUAAUUUCAGAUCUGAAAGCUUUAAAACAAAAUCCAGUUUAAUUUUUUUUGUCUACAAUUUGAUGAUUGCAUGUUUUAAAAAGAUGAGAGAAAAUUAUCCCAUUAAAGUCUUGUGAUCAAAGGGAUAUAGAAACCUGGACUAAAAUUUAACCCUGGAUUGACCUUAAUCAGCCUUCAAACAACUGGGCCCUGGAAUUUCCUUUCCUUAUCUUAGUCAAAUUAAGGCAAAGGAGUAGAAAUAUAGUAUACUAUAAAAGGAGCAGUUGUUCACUCUCUUGCUCCCAAAAGCCACCUGUUACAAAUCCACCUCUAUGGCAUCAUUACAGUGUAGAAUUCCAAGAGCUUAUCAUAAGUGAUAAGGAUGAAGUAUAUUAACUUGAGGAUAAUCUUGGACUGGACCCUAAAUUUUUAACUCCCAUGAGAAAUGUAUGGCUGAUGUUAGAGAGAAUGAAUAUUACUGUGUUCUUGAGAAAAAAAGUUUAAGUGAUAAUUUCUGUUAUCAGAAUUAAUUGUAAAUUUAAUAAUUACCUUGUUUUUUAAUUUAUUAUUGUUAUUUUUUAUUGUGGUAGGGUGGCCUGAUUCUUUUAGUUCUUGUUCUUUUGUUUAAAAUUGCUCACAAGAAUGUUUCAAGAACUUUAGCAGUUGAGAUUGGAGGUAAGAUUAUCAGGGGGUCUCCGGUUUUGAUUUUGAAGCUUCAAUACUUUCUUACACCAAUAUUGCCAAGGUUAUGACUUUGAAAACUCUGUCCUACAUAUAUGUAUGCUUGGAUUUCUAAGUAAACAAGGAAAUACAGUCUGCAUUAACUGUCUUUCAAUUUUAUUGAUCACCAGGUGCCAAAAGACUAGCUGCUCUUUCAAGUUGUGUUUCAACUGUGCUUCUUCUUCCUUUGGCUCUGUUAUCAAAUUUUACUCAAGUAUGUGAUAGCUGCCUAUAAAUAGGCAAUGAAAAGUCUCAACUAUCUUUGCUUUUAUUAUGAGUUUUCUCCUGUAGAGCUUGUUCAUCUUCAGAGUUCUGCCACAUUCUUAUUGGAAAAAAGAAGCUCUUAGAACCUCAAAACAUUCCUUUUUGAAGCUAUUAUGAAUUCAUGCAUUUAAAAAUGAAUGUCACAAUCAGAGACUGUAAUGGGAGAGGGAUUGGUAAAGAACCAAAGGAAUACCACUGUAUCCACAAGAUGUUCAAAAAUGUUCUUGGGUUUGACAGAUCAUUGACACAUUCCAAAAUAGAGUCUGUGUAGUCACACGUGUACCUACAAAGAUUCAGUGGUGAAGGUUGAUUUAUCAUGACAGUAAAGACGACAAUUUUGAAGGUCAUGAAGGUUAAUCUGAAAGAAAGGCCAAACUCAACUCAUUGGUAGAUGUCUUUACUUGCCCAUUACCUAAUUAUUAUCUCUAUCCAGUUAUUUUCUGGGCACAGUACACACUACCAAAAGCACGGAUGAUGGGACUACUGCAGACUCCCAUCAAUAACAGAGUAGUUUUUGAAUAUAGAAAGUGUUGCAGGUUGAAUAAUAAAUGUAUGUUUUUUUUUUCUCUUAUGGCUAAACAGACAACAGAUGUUGACUGGCUUGAAGCAAUAAUUCCUCUGGCUGUGAUCAUUUUUGUUGUAUUCAUUUUUGACUUCUACAUUGAGUCUUUCUGUGUGGCAAAACUGGAGUCACUUAGGACGGGAAAGAUAGGCUCCAUAGCGUCAUUCUUAUCAGCUGUGAUCAUAGCAUUGUUGUGGGAUAAGCCAUGGGUGUGGAGCAUGCAUGAAUGGCACCACGGCAAACAAUCUGAACCACAUCUAGUAUCAGCUGGAACACUUUUUGCUGCUUUCUUCUUUGUGCUGGGUAAGUUUGGUGUUUUUGUGUCAUCUUUUAAAUAAAUGUUUCUCAAACAGUGAUUAGAGUUUGAACUUUUUGUUUAUUAGUUACACUGGGGCAGUACAUGAUGCAAAUUGUUAGACUGUAAUAUGAAUUUGCCCUGAUACUUUUGUUAUUUCCUUAAAUGUUUUCAGCAUACUUUUUUUGGUAUGUUCCAGUGAGCUUGAAGGUGCAAUUAAUAGAUUAUGAUAUGGAUGAGAGAGGGGGAUAAUGAUUCAAGCAUGUUGGCCCAAUUUCAUUAAAAAAAAUUUUGUUCUUCAAAAGCUCUUGCUGCAUAUCCAUAUCCACAUGAUAACAGACUGUUACCAUCUCAGAUUGUCACAUUACUCAUCCAUAAACAGCUAUGCUUAUUAAGUGGCAUAGUAUUAUGUGGUUGCCCUGCAUUAAGUGGUUACCAGCAGUUGAAUUCAAAGCCCCAAAAUUUUGUCCCCAUCCUUAUUGUAAUUUUCUCCGCUAUGGAGCAGUCACCUCCAUUAAGUGGUGGUGGUCAGCCUUGACUGAGUCCCAACUUCCUAUUUGUGUUGUUCUCCACUUGUUUUGAAUGGUCACUUUAAGCAGAACCAUUCAAGUAAAACUAAGGAUAAUCUUUCAAGUAAAAGUUAAUCCAUGUUUAUCUCUUGAAAUCAGUGGUAGUAGUAUUUUUAAACAAGUUUUUGUCCAUUGAUCGAUAAAUUACAGAAUAAAAUGGUAUUUUCCAUUGUUCUUGUAACAAAGUAUUCUGUGAAAUCUUUAUCAAGAGGUUACCCUGCCACUCCCCUUAGUUGACUGCUUAAUACAAGUUCAAUUGUAGUUGAAUUGAAGAAUCGGAAAUUAAUGGCAAAACCAAACCAGCCUAAUUGUCUUAUAACAGUUUUUCUCCCCUAGUUCUCCAUGUAUCAUUAGUCCCUUUUUAUAAUAUGAAUAAUUGUCAAAGUUUUGCAUAAGACCAUGUGGUAAACAUGAAUGAUACCAUUAUUUCAAAAUACUGUUAAGUUUGGAGCUAACUGUUGCAUCUUUUCCUAGCCACAAGGUUAUUGUCAAGGCCAUCUCCUCGUAUGACUAAAGGAAAUCUGAUUGGUUACACAACUGGUGGCUUGCCAAUCUAUAACUUCCAAACACCACAGUCAGUACUGACGACAGUGCAAAGUCUUUUGAGACAAAUUGUGGAGCAGUCAGAAUCUAGGCAGAUAUUUUACUUCCUUUGUCUCAAUCUGGUAUGCAAUGAAUUCAGUCUAUAAUACUUGGUAAAAUCUGUGUGGUGUGCUGAAAGAAUCAUGCAGAAACAAAUUCUGUAAAACAGACUGAAAUUAUAUGAUAAGCUGAAUUUCACAUGUAUUUUGGUUGGUUCUUAUGAUCUCAUGGCAGACAAAUGCACAGACAAUAUUGAUGCUUUUAUGAAAUAAAACAAAAUAGUUUCUAUGCUCUAUGUCAAGAAAAAAAUCACAGAAGAUGUUGAAUGUGUCAACAUGAGUGACACUCUUGGCUGCACCAUGUGUGCCACUUUGUUUUUACCACAUUUGGACGUGAUCUGUGAUCUAUCACUGAACAGAUGCACCACAACAUAGUAUUAAUCAUAUGUUUUAAAUUUAGGGUUUGCCUUAUGAUUAUCGUACCUUAAUUUAACAGGUUGAUCUUAUUAUGAAUUUUUUUGUCUAUUUAUUUAUUUUAUUGUGGUUGUUACAUCAAAUGUCUCUAAAGUUUCAUUUCAUUCAUUUGACAAUUGGUUUAGUUGAGCUGCACAGCCUCAUCUCUUUUAGGGGGAUCUUUUGUUUCUUGUUUCCUUGGGUAACUCUUCACCCUCAUGUGAUUUUCUGUUUAUCAUGAUUGCAGCUGUUCACAGGAAUAGAACUGUUGUAUGGUGCCUGGACCAACAGCCUUGGUCUGAUAUCAGAUGGUUUCCAUAUGCUGUUUGACUGCACUGCUCUUGUUAUUGGACUUUGUGCAGCUCUCAUGGCUAGGUGGAAAGCUUCUAGAACAUUUUCCUAUGGGUAUGUACAAGAUACAUUAUUGUCAUGGUUUUUAAGCUUUUAUUUUGAUGCUAGCUACAUAUUCUGCAGGUUUAGGUCUGCACUAUCCGUGUGACAGUGCAAAGACAUAUGGGGUACUUGCCUGUUCUGUCUUUCUAAAGUGGUUAUUUUAACCCUUGGCUUUGACCUAAGUGUGACCAGCAUCUGAUUUCUCCUUACAAUAUCACCCUUCAAUCACACAUUAAGGUCACGAGAACAAAGGGAAUGAUCACUCGCUAAAGAAGCUCUUGAUUGUUAAAUUCUCUUUGUCAGCGCCUUAGGAGAUGUAUAGAGAACAGUAUGGAGAAUAUGUUUACUGAUGUCAGGAGUACAGUAAAUGUAUCGAGAAAGGUUUCAAUAAUAGGCAUACUGAUGUUAGGGUAUAAAGGAAUAAUUUGUCAGUCAGCUUUGUUUUUUCGUAUAGUCAUAUUUUUUAAGUACCACUUGAUCUUAUUUAAGUGUAGCCCGUGAGAAAUACGUGAUGAUGUUUUAUUAGGAUACUUACUUUUACAAGCCUUGUCUUUGCAGUUAUGGCCGUGUAGAGAUUUUAUCAGGCUUUGUCAAUGGUAUUUUCUUGGUGGUAAUCUCCUUCUUUGUUUUCAUUGCUGCAAUUCAGCGUCUGUUUGAUCCUCCAACAGUCAGCACUGAAAGAUUAUUAGUGAGUACUGUUUGUGUUCAAGUGGAGUGCCAUUGUUGCAUUGUUUUGAGCUUUGUGGGUAGUUCAGAGUAUUUAAAUGAAUCGGAUGGAAAGUUUCAUUUUUGAGCAACCUACACUUGUGGAAGUCUUCGGAAGGUUCCACUCUUAAAAUAACGACUUCCCAGAAAGUGUGAACUGGAAAACAGUUUUCUGUCCCAUUAAAUAAAUAAAAUGGACAGAUGCCACGAGGUUUUUUCGUGCAUGUUAAUGGAGAUUCUAGUCUUAACAAGACAGACCCUAACGUCGAGAACUACGAAAAUGCUUUUUACUGUCUGUUAGAAUUGUGUUGGUUUUUCUAAUUACGGCGAUGUUAAUCAAUUAAUCAGUAUGUUUUGUUACUCUUAUCCGCUGGAAAGUGAUUGAUCUGUAGAAUAGCGUUAUCCAACCUUCGAACAACCGGGCCCAGAUUUACUCGCCUGUUUGUGGACAUUAUGAAUAGUAAUUAAAAGAUAUAAAAUCUUUUCUUCAGGUUGUUUCUGUUGGAGGACUUGUGGUAAAUUUGGUUGGUAUAUUUGCGUUCAGACAUGCGCACUCACAUGGUAGCAGUUCACACGGUCACAGUCACCAUGGCCAUGGUGGCCAUGGUAGCCAUGGGCACAGUCAUGGACACCAUGGUCACAGUCAUGGACACGGGCACGCCCAUGAUGAACAUCAUGAUCGUAGUGUAAACAUGCAAGGUAGGUAAGAUUCAAUACUACAUAUAUCAUUUUACGAAAAAUGCCAUAUUUGUUGCAUUUUUUAGAUUCACAAAAUAUUAACAAGGUACUGAAAUUUUCCUUGAGUCGUCUGUCUCAAUCCACCACUUGAAUUGGAUUGGAAUUGGCAUUACAAUGCUCUUUUUGAUGUUACAAUUUACCAGUAAUCAUACUCUAUACAAAGAAAGAAAACACACGGAAUGGUAACUACAGUACUAAGGCGGCACUAGGCCAUCAGCUAAUACACCAAGAAAUUCUGUUGAUGCUUAUUAGCUCGAAAUGCAACGGUCGUCAUGCUAACAUUCCUGGUUAAAACCUGGGUUUGUAUGGUACUAUUUUCAAAUAAUCAAGACUUUUGUCUUUUGCAGGUGUAUUUCUUCACGUUGUCGCUGAUACAAUGGGAAGUGUAGGAGUCAUAGUGUCCUCUGUGCUCAUUGAACAAUUUGGAUUCUUUAUUGCUGAUCCUCUUUGUUCGUUAUUCAUCGCAGUUUUGAUUUUCCUCAGUGUCCUUCCUCUCCUACAGGAGUCCUCACAAGUGUUAUUAUUAAGAACACCAGGAGACUUGGACAAAACUCUAGGUAGUGCUUUUAAUAAGGUAGGCUUAACAUGAAGAUUACAGCAUUCUUUAUCUGCUAAGGGCUGAGGCGUUUUGUGAAGGUUUGUCUUUCAAAGACUCUGGGUUCAAGUUUGGGUUGGGGUUAGAGGUUAUUGUUCUUGGAUAUAACAUAGUGUGAGGCCACGGUGCCUUCUCUCUCCUCUUAGAUGGAUAGGGUACUGACGUAAGUUUACUUGACUAGAAAACGUAUCACUGAGAUGUUAGUUGGGAGCUUCCUUCAUCCCACGUCUUCUUAGUCCUUCCCUUCAAGGAAAUUUGGUGAAAAAAACUAAGUUUUUUCCAAACAGUUCUUUAAAUACUCAAAAGACAUUUGAUUUCUUCGUUUGAAGUCCUACGCAAUGUUCUGAAUAAUCAAAAACAAAAAAAACAAAAAAAACGGGCCUCUGUUGUUUUAUGUCGGCAGAUUUUAUCACUGGACGGUGUUUUGUCGUACCGUGAUCCUCAUUUCUGGAGACACUCAUCUGAUUCCAUAGUUGGCGUCAUUCAUGUACAAGUAGCUCCGUCAGCAAACGAACAGAGGAUUAUUCAGCAGGUUUGUGACUAGUAGAAAUAAACGCAAUAAAGGCAAGUGAAAGUUACAGAAGGAAGCAAAACCCGAAGUAUAACUAACAUCAAGCAAACUCAAAAAUAGUUUUUCGGGUUACGGUCAUGAGGGGGCACCAUGUACAUAUGGCGCUCGGUGGACUUGCAAAUUUAUGAGCCCUCCAUCCCCCUACUCAUCGGAUUUGUUUCACGGUCCAACUCGUCUUUAGAUUUUCUGCCUCGCUAGAAAGAAGACAAAUAUUUUUCCCUCCUGAGUUUUGAAAAUCCUUGUUUUACCUCUUGUGGUUCUGCUAGGUAGGCGUGACUUCUUCCAUUUAUUAUUUUGUUAAAUUACAUUUUUGUUUACUGAGCAAUGAUGCGUUUCGACAGAGAGGGUUGGUUGAUUGCUAUAUCUGUUGGCAUGUUUUCUUUGAGUUUAACGAAUGGCAACCUUUUCUCUCUUUCUCCAGGUCAGCGCGCUUUUCAAAGAAUACGGUAUCAAUAAAUUUAGUGUUCAAGUGGAAAAAGAAGCUUUCUUCCAUCAUAUGUCGGCCUUGUCUGCUGGAUACAAAUCUGUGUUAGCCCUGAAGCAGGGUGCUGAUAUGGGAUUGUCCUCCUCUGGUGGAGAAUUUGACUACGGUGUGAUAAAAGCCGUUUGACGAAUGAUGUAAUUUAUAAUUGCUAUUUAUUUUCCAUCCAACGAAGUUUUAAGGAGCUAUGUCACAACUGGGGCAUCGUGCAAUAUGUGGUUCAACUUUUCAGGGUUUUUUCUGUUUACAUUUGUUUUUACUUUUCUCCAUCAUUGGCAACUCUCUCUUUUUUUUACGGCUUUGUAUUUAACACUUUGCAGUAUUUCAUCCUGUCCAACCUUGAAUUUUGUUUCUUUUUGUUGAACUUUGUAAAAAUAGUUCAAACUAUCGUGAUAUAUCUCCUGUAAGACUUCUUAUGCUGGCGAAUUCUGAUGUUUGUCAGAAUUUGUCAUGUAGAUAGGUACACUCUUGUAAAGUAAAUGAAACAAUAUAUUGUCCUGUACUCUUACCAUUUUACAUGGGGCCUUAUACGUGUUAUUUAUCAUGGGAGGGGGAGGUGGCAUUUCUACAGAACCCUUUUAUGCUGAAAGGCCCAUUUUUCGUCAGCGGUUUCCGGUGAAACACUGUGCCGACUGCGGCCGCUCGUUAAACAUGGCGGGG
Molecule: messenger RNA, 11470 nt
Organism: Pocillopora meandrina
Lineage: Eukaryota; Metazoa; Cnidaria; Anthozoa; Scleractinia; Pocilloporidae
Source: the annotation of a GenBank genome assembly